Xyrichtys novacula (pearly razorfish) is the source of this 8119-nucleotide messenger RNA. The record is from the annotation of a GenBank genome assembly. NCBI's taxonomy places the organism in Eukaryota, Metazoa, Chordata, Actinopteri, Labriformes, Labridae.
AUGCUGCUUGGUUUUCUAAGAGGGAAAGAAGGAAGCGCUGAGAUGAACCCCAACUCAACCAUGUGGAGAUGUAUACUAGUAUUAAUUUUUUCAAUCAAAGGUGAGUACAGAACUUAUCGAGUCUGCGUCUCUCUGUUACUGUUCACAGUUUACAGCCAGAGUUUGUGGUUUGUAGUGUUAACCCUCCCUGUUGCAGAUCUAACCACAAAGGUGAGCUAAAAACACUUUCACAGCAAAACUAGUACAAAGGAAGACGUUUUUACACAGAAUCAUAUCCAUGACGUUGUCGGGGGAUUCAAAGUCACUUGCCACUCAUUUUGAAUUGCAUGCAUUAGUUUGUAACUUCUUCUUUAAGAUAAUUAUAAGACCACUUUUGUAAACAUGUGCGUGCCUUUUCUGGGCAGAUUCUUUUUUGCACCGCGCAGGUUACGUGCACUUUAAUGACCUCGGCAACCUGACUGUAAAACCACCUCCACCUUUCCUCUUGGGUUCAAACCUGACAGUUUACUGCCACGUUAAAAAGUGUACACAAAGGUAGGAAUAAUGAAAACAUGACAAGACUUUAUGAAUAUCUAUAUUUGCCAAUCUUUAUUUAUUUAUUUGUCUUCAAAUACAAAUAUAUGAAAUAUGGUUCAAUAGAAUGUAAAUGUGUAUAAACAUACUGUAUAUAGGGAAGAGUGCGGUAAGUUGAGCCAAAGGGUAAGUUGAGCCACCCCCUGUUUAUUGGAAAUGGUAAAAGAAAUUGAUCAUGUGACCAAAUAUUUAGGAGAUGAGCAUCAAUUCAUGGAGUCUGUGAAGGUUAGAAGCACAUGGGUGAAGGGGUUAGACAUUUAUUUACAAAAAUAAACAUUUUUUCACUCUUGAAAGUGAAUUUAGUCUGUCAUAAGUUUUAUUAGAAUUGUGUUCAGACCAAAAAAGAUCAUUUUAAUUUUGUUUCAUACAUCAAUUGUGGUAUCUAUGAGCUACAACAUGAGGUCAAAAACCUAGCAUAAAAGUCCACCAUUUUAGUUUAGAGGACUAAUAAAGUCAUCAUAGUAGUUCUGGGGUAAGUGGAGCCAACUGAGAAAGUAAAGGAGUCUGAUGAGAGGAUCAGAGUUUCAGUUCAGAUUGUUGAAAUGUUUUACUUUUUCUUUUCAAAAUUACAGCUGUGAAUGUUCUGAAUCACUUAAAGACAUUCUCAUGUUAAAAUGACUUUUUACUAAACAACCUUUUAGCAGCUAUAUGCAAUGAUAAUUUAAAACAAUUAGUGUACCAAUUAAAUAGUGUAUAAUAGAUACAAAUACACAUGAAUGUGAAGAAGUGACUGUUAUUUAGGGAGAGAGAAGGUGAGGGAGGGCUGGGGUGGAGAGUGAGGGGGUAGUAGGUAUACGACACAACUUACCUCGCUCCUAUGGUCAACUUACCCCGUACACGGGGUAAGUCGCCCAUAUGAGACCACUUUUUUUGGCAUGCUAUAUUAUCAAGACAGUUAUGUUUACUGUCAUUCUGUUGGUUUGCAGGGAUGAACAACACUUUGAAAUAUAUGCAGAUACACUAGUUAGAGACAAAACUAUAAUUGCCUUGAUGUAGUGAUCCGAAAUAUGAAAAAUGGCUCAUCUUACCCCACUCUCCCCACUAUGUAAAUUCAUGUCCCAUUUGUUCUUGACUAAAAUUUGUAUUCUAGAAAUCAUCCUUUGUUUGGUUAACAUACCAACAUCUUACUGUGUUCCAGGAGCAAAAUAUUCCUUGAUCUACAGAACGGUGAGAUUUUGGCCCCGUCUGAAAGAAUCAACUGUACUGCAUCUUUCCAUCUGAUCAAUGUGCGGGCCCCUCAGUUUUCAGUGAUUUGCAAGUUGGAGAUUGAAGGGGCUUUAAGGAUUGUGAAUGGACUGUAUCUGCAGGGCGGGUGUAAGUUCAACAGGCACAGAUGUCUGCAGGGCUAUGAAAAAAAUUAAAUGUGACAUUUUCUGAAGAGAAUAUUUGUAUACAUCACGAUGCAAUAGGAGGUAUACAUCAAGGAAUUGACAGGUGGGAAUUCAGUGGCUGAAGUGUGUCUUUAUUUUCAUCAGGAUGCAUCUUCACUGAAUGUCUUCAGCAGAUUUCUUCAUGGUUUCUAAGUUUGAUAUUGUUUUUAAAACUUCACAGUUAAUAUUUUUUUUCAUUUGUUUUUCCAUCUGAAGACCCUCCAGAUAAACCUGGAAAUAUAAUUUGUGUCACAACAAAGAGCUCAGAUUCCAUACUCUGCUCAUGGGGGAAAGGACAGGAUACCUUCCUCCCAACUGUAUAUGAAGUUUCAGUCAAGCGGUAUGUUGUCCUUUUGAGUUAAAUACAACCACCUCAUCAUCAUCAUUUCUCUAUUUGAAAUUGGUCACUAUUCUGUUUUGAUCAACCAUUUUUAUUCUAAAACCCUGUAUUUUUUCAUUUUUCUAGAAAGAACAGGACCCAGGUGCUGAUAAAUCAGAUCCAGGGUGCUGAAGAAAUCUUCCUUCCACGUGCAAGGAUCGAUGAAAACACUACAUACCUGUUAACUAUUACUGCUUACAACCACUUUGGAGUUUUACAGUCAGAUCCAUUUCCCCUAUGUGCGAAGGAUAUAGGUAAAUGCUUACCUCUGUUUCACUUGAACUCACAUCUCAAGUAAUGAGUGUGCAACUAGAACAAACAACCAAAUCGUUUUUUUACGCUCAGAGUAGCUGUUAAUUUCUCUGGCUAUUACUCAUUUAGUUUCAAUAAUCUGACCUGGCUGGUGUUUUUUUUUAUCUUUGUCCUUCUGCUCUGUGGACUUUUUUAAAUUUGACAUUUAUUAUCAACAUCUUGUGCUCUCUGGGUUAUUCCCAGCUUCUGUUAGAUUGUUUAAUUUGAAGUUUUUAACGUUGCUUGGAGUUUAUCUCUCUUGACAAUCACUCUCAUUUGUGUGCUCGCUGUUUAUGUGUUGUUUUUUGUUGCAGUGUUACCAGAGACACCUCAUAUCAUGCACAUAGAGUUUGAGAAUAACUCCAUAGCAGCCUUGUUGCAAUGGAAAACCGCUAAAUCCUCAGAGCAUGUGAGACCCUGUGUCAGACUGCGCACAAACUACACUUUCUGGGUAAAGUGAUGUCAUGGCACCAUAGAUCUGUGGUUUAGUGCAGUUUCAAACCAACCAGGAAGUGCAAGGGUAUUUUAAUGUCUCUUAUCUUCUUUUUUUCCCCCUGUUUAGACAACUGAGGAGGGAGCAGAGCCCAGUGAGGGUUUGAUCAAAGUAGAAGGCCUCAAGCCUCUCACUGAUUAUGAGUUUCAGAUAAGAACAUGUUUACCACAAUCAGAAGCGAUGCAUACAAACAGGCUCUGCUCCACAGCUUCACCAUCCUCCAGAAAAAAGUUGCUUUGCAGCAAAUGGAGCACAACUGUGAGGAGGAGAAGCCCUGGAAAAGGUAAACUGAUCAUUCUUUCUCAUCACUGAACCAAGACUUUUGUGAAAAUCUUAAUGAGAUUUUAACCAUUCAUAAGAAACCCUUAACUUGUUGUGGAUUCUUUUCUUCAGGACCAUCUCAUCCGCUGCAUGUGUGGAGGAUUUUGGGACACAUGCGGACAAAUAGGCUUCGGAUGGUGACUGUGCUGUGGAAGGUAAUCUGUCAAAAUGAAUCAUAAGCUCUUACUUUUACAUUAGGCAGUUGUUUUAUUAGUUAUGGAAGGUUUGCAUGUCUCACACUAUUUGCUUCUGUUAUCUUUGGAUAGAGCAAGGCGAUUUAUUUUCCACUUUUUUCUAAUUUUAUGCUUUGCUAAGCUAACCAGUUUGUGAAUUUUUUUUUAAAUUAAAUUGAUAGAGCAGAGAUUUCUCAUGGACAUCAACCAUGUAUACAUCUAAAAAAACAUGUGCCUCGAGUGAUGAAAAGACUUUUCCUUUAGCCUCCAUCUCCAGAAGAUUACAGUGGUGAGCUGCAACACUACAUUAUCUCCUAUGGCAAUGACAAGAAGAAGUACAUGACCUGUGCUGCUGCUCUGAGCCAGUGUUCAGUUCAGGUACCAGCAGAGGUCCAGGUGCUCAGCAUCAGUGUCGUCACCUUGUAUGGUACUUCUCCAUCUGCAGAUGUGCUUCUCAAACAAUCAGGUACACAAGCAUUCAACACAGAAGACAAAACUUUGCAAAGCAUGUCAAAAAUGUAAAGAAAGAGGGCCAAAUGAAGUACAUUAUCUGCUCAUUUUUCUCUCAUAGGUAACUGUGGGCCUGUUCUUAAAGAGCUCAGCCCUGCAGCUCAUGGCAGUGCUGUGUUUGUCUCCUGGUCCUGGGGGUCUGAGAUCAAAAACUGGUCAUCGUCAGGAGAUAAACUGCUAUACUAUGUGUUGGAGUGGACAAGUAUCCCAGUAGCAGAGCAGCAGUGGCAAAAGCUGGACAAGGAUAGAAACACAACAUCAAUUACAGGUACACGAUAGAUUUAGUCCAGACUCAUAUAUUACAGAUUAUCUGUCAGAAACAUGCCAAAACGAAUAACAACCCUUUAAACACAACAAUUCAUCCACAAUUUCAUGACAUUGUUAUGUGCCUCACUGCAAAUGAACAAACACAAACAUUGCCCUCUUGUGGGCAGUUUGUGUGCUACCGGGGUUUUUGUCUCUAUCAGUCAGUGACUGUAAAGUAUAUCAAAUUGAAAUUGGUACAAAUGAUGCAUCUUGUGCCUAGAUUCAUAAACACAGUUGAAUUGUUAUGAAAUAUUAUGUAGUUGUGUAAGGAGUGUUUGUCUGUUGUAUUUCAGGUCUAGCUGCAGGCGUGAGAUACAAUAUCUCCCUGUUUGCUGUGACCACUAGAGGCGCCAGUGCUCCAUCAUCUCGUCUUGUUUAUUCCAAAGAACAGAGUAAGAUUCAGAGUUCCUUUUCCUUCAAGCUGCCUUCAAAGAUAAACAUUUAUGGCAUCAUUUUAAGUGAAAUAUUAGCAAACUAAUAGAUUUUAAAACACACUGAGUGUUGUAUCUAUACCUUAUUAGUAAAGUGUCCCCUUGCCUUCUUCUCCAUCUCACUGUGUGUGUGUUUCAGAGCCUCAGGUUGGUCCCAGUGUGUCAGUACUAGUCCAUGAGCCUGGACGGAUCCAGAUCAAGUGGGAUGAGCUCCCUGUUGACCAGCAGAGGGGCUUCAUCACAAAUUACACCAUCUAUCUUCAGACGGUGAACUCUGAAAACACAGAAGUCAGGGGUGAGCAGCUGCUUUGGUCCUCAUGUGCCUAAUUGUCGUCAUCUAUCCCUGAACUGUGGCCACCAGACAGCACUGGAGACUUUUUUUUAGAGUCUUUUUGUAUAUCUUUGUUUUUAAAAAAUGAAAAUUCUGGGAUUUAAGACUUCUUGAUCUCCUUCUGGACAAAAUAACUGAAAGAAACCAGAAUAACUCAAAAUUCUCUAAAUACUUGUAAGAGCUGUGAGUCAUUUCCUCUUCACCGUAGAUCAAGAGGACUUUUCUUUGUGGUGUGCUUCACCUGUGGGUAAUCACAUAUGCAGUAGUAUGCAUAUAAUGCAUCACAGCAAACACCAUUGUUACUGAAUGGAAAGUGUACAACCAGCACUUGACUGAUACUCCCCUCCCACAAACCCUCAGUGCAUCAGCAGGGUUUUUCACAGCUCACUUCCAGUAAUUCAAAUAUUUCACUGAUGGUGAUCAAUUAUCUUUCAUGAAUUCAAAUAGACAAUAAGAGUGGGUGGAACAUUACAGCACAGCAAAAGAGUUAUAACAUUUAUCAAGAUAUUCCUGAUAUAUCUAUUUUUGUUUCAUGAGGCCUGAGUAAGUGUUAUAUCCUCUUCGACCACUGUUGUGUCAAACCUGUCUGAUGGUCCUGAAUGAGUGUAUGUCAACGUUUUUAACGUACAGACAAGGAAGACGUUCAGAGGAGCUUCAAACUCUUGAACACUCAGUUCUGUCUGCGUAUUCAGUGAAUCAUAGCGUUUUCUAGAACUCACUUUAACCACCAACAGGAAGUCAUGUGGCUUUAUGCACACAUGCAACUUUAAACCUGUUACUAACCUGCCUGCUUUGUAUUUCUGGAGCUCAGGUGUGGAGGCACCAUAGUUUUAUUUACUUAGUGUCAAAGUUCUCCACUAUUUGUGAAUGCUGCCGAAUUGAAGCCUACAACUCAACAUGUAUUCAUCCUGCCUGCAAGCACAUUUUAAUUCCCUAGAAAAAAAAAAUAUCCGUGGUUAUUUGAACUUUAUCUGUCAUUGUACUUUCUGUCUCUCUACAGUGACAGUGUCAGGCUCUGACCCCAGGCAGAAGUGGCUGGACUGCCCAGAUGGAGCUCUUAUGCUGCAGAUGACCGCAUCUACUUCAGCCGGAGAAGGGCCAAGAGGAAGCUGGAUCUCCUCUCAGCCUGCAGCCCCUGCAGGUCAGUGCCUUGAUACCAACUCAUGUCAAAAACAGACUCGAUGAACCCACAAAACAACUUCCUUGAGCUUUUUUUUUUGUUUCAUUAAUAAAGUUUAAAGACACUUCUAAACUAUUGUGUUUUUUCCUUGGUGUGGUCUUUUCCAGUUGGCCUGAUGGUUGUGAUGGUCUUCAUCAUUACUCUUUUCAUAGGGAUCCUAGCCAAUUUGCUGUGCUGGAGUUGUGUGAGAGAAAGGUAUCAUUCUAUUUUCAUUUGCUGAGGUGCAACAGUUUCACCGACAACAACAGUCUCAAAGCAGAAAAACCAUCACACAUCUCUGAGGGUCCUGUGAUUGAUUCUGAUUGAGCAUAGGUUUUGUUUUACAAGUAACCAAAAAUGUGCUGCAGAGGCUGAUGACAUAAAAUACCACACCAUGUCAUGAACAUAAGAACAAGAAGCCUCAAAAUUAGCCGGAACAGAAACCUUAACAGAAAAAAACUGAAAUGUGUGGUCAAAGCGCCCCAGUCUAAUGGUGGUUUGAGGAGUGGAAACACUGAAUAGGUGCUUCAAGCAUGUCAUGGCAUAGUGAGAUGUAGUAGCAUAACAACACCAUUCGAGGUACUUAUUCUCAUUUUUUGAUGCUACUGUACCAGAUUAUAAACUGUCAUUAUCAAUAUAGGACCAAAUGCCAUUACUUGGAAUAAAAAUAUGUGUCUCUCUGCUUCAGUAUCAAACAGAAAUGUAUAUCAUGGGGACCAGCCUGUGUCGGUGAAAACCUGCCAAAACCAGAUAACAGUGUUGCCAGCAUACUUCUACAGGUAACAAACUUGUGCUGGCCUGUACACGUCCCCUUUUUUUAAGAGAACUUGUAACACCAUGACAAAAGCAACAUGUGCAACAAUCUGUUCCAACACCAGAAACACAACUUAAUUCAUCGUUUGUUCAUAAAACUCUGCAACACUUUGAAAACACUUUCAUAUCUACAGGCUGAACUGCAGUAGGGAAGUGAUGCUUUAAGAAACCUCUUUUGCUUUCACUCUGACAACAUGAAACUGUGAGAGCUGCAGCGAGUAAAAACCAGAGAUCUGAGAACACACUCUUUGCCACCCAUACAUCACUCAAGCACUGAAACGGUGUUUUGUUUGUUAUUGUUCUGUUUUCCAGCAUGACAGGAGUGAGGUGUCCUUCCCGUCAACCUACAGUGACCCUCCGCUGUCCCCUGUCAGUCUGCUCUCUCAGGAGGAAAGAGAGGUUGCAUACCCCAAUGUCCACAUUGAGUUGUAUCAAGUCAAACCUGGGCAGUCUGCAGUGGAGACGCCUUUGCUGUUGUCAGACCCUGAGGUAACACUUCUUGACUGUCAGCUGGAGCACGUCAGUUAUAAACCUCAGAUUUCCACAGUGGCUGUACAAGGAGAGGAGUUGAAGGAGACAGAAGAGCAGAUGAACACACCAACAAGUGGACAAGAAGACACAUUUCUCAGUAUAUCAGGAGGACUACUCAGAAGUUUUCUGUCCAAUGUGGAGGCUGAUUCCUCUGUUUCACCUUUGAGGAAGACUCUUGGCUCAGUAAGCCCUCUGCUGUGGCCUAAAACUGCAGAGAAAAGAAGUGUCUUAAAAGAAGACUUACCAGACGAGAGGAGGGCUGAAAAAGAUGUGGAGGUGGACUCUCCCUGCCAGGACUUACAGCAGUGUGAAACAAUGAUUUGUGACCCUGCAGAUGCUUAUUUAUCUCAGUGUAAAGCAGAGGCAUCACUGACUGGUGGUUAUUUUCCCCAGGUAGCUGCUGUCUGCAGAACUACACACUCUACUGCACAGAGAUAG